AUCUGAAAACAGUCCUCUGUCGGUCUGUUGCAUUGUGGCACAGUUAAGCUUUAACUGCGGGGAUUAAAUGGAAGCACAUGAUGAUUCCAGCCCCGUGAUUGCUGAGGGAGCAGGGUCGGGGACGUUUCCUCUCCCUUUCUUUUCAUUCUCUUCUUUCUCCUCCUGACACCGUGGCCCACUCCUCUCACCCUCUUCGUCUCUCACUGUCUCCUCUCUCGUUCUCUCUCUCUCUCUCUCUCUCUCUCUCUCUCUCACCCUCUCCAGUGCGUAAUGGCGUCCCCGCGCCUGGAGACCUUCUGCUGCCCGAACCGAGACGCGGCGACGGAGUUCGUGGUCACCUUCCAGCCGGUGCUGUUCGGGGCUCUGAGUCUGGGCAGCGCGGCUCUGAGCCUCCUGUUCGCCGUCCUACAGAUUUUGCCAAAGCGCAAGGGCUACAGGAGACUGGGACCGUACUCUCUGCCGAGGCCCGCGUCCUCCUCGCGGAUAUUGUUCAUCAUCAGUGUGUGUGACAUACUGGGAUGCGCAGGCAUCAUCUUCAGGUCGUCGGUCUGGCUGGGUCUGCCCGACAUCGUGGAGGACAUCUCGGUGGCCAACAACACCGACGUCUGGCCAGAGGUCUUCUGCGUCGGCAGCGCAAUGUGGAUCCAGCUGUUUUUCAGCGCCUCUUUCUGGUGGACCUUUUGCUACGCCGUCGACGUCUUCCUCGUGGUGAAAACGUCCGCAGGAAUCAGCACCAUUAUCCUCUACCACAUGAUCACAUGGGGUCUGGCCGUGCUGCUGUGUGUGGAAGGAGUGGCCAUGCUCUACUACCCAUCUAUCUCCGAUUGCGAGCAGGGCCUCCAGCACGCCAUCCCUCACUACGUCACCACGUACGCGCCAAUGCUGCUCGUCCUCGUGGUCAACCCGGUCUUCUUCCACCGAACCAUAUCAGCAGUGACAUCUUUGCUAAAAGGACGACAGGGAAUCUACACGGAGAACGAGAGACGGCUGGCCAACGACAUCAAACUGCGCUUCUUUAAAAUCAUGCUGGUCUUCUUUAUCUGCUGGGUUCCCAACAUCAUCAACGAGGGCCUCCUCUUCUACCUGGAGAUGCAGACAGACAUCACCGACAACAGUCUCAGGAACGCGAGGAACGCAGCCCUCAUCACCUGGUUCAUCAUGGGUAUCCUGAACCCCAUGCAGGCUUUCCUCAACACGCUGGCCUUCCACGGCUGGACGGGCUUCGACGUCAGCCUCAGCCUGCGGCGGAGGAGGGAGCUGGCCUGGGACUCCCUUUCCACUUCGGUGGCCAACGCGGUCGGCCACAACCCCAUGGCGGGAAGCACCCUGCUCUACCAGAGCCACAUCCAGGAAGCCAAGAAGAACCUGACGGGCAACGGGCAGCACCACUCCGACGCCAUCAGUGUCCUCUCAGAAGGUUCAGAGUCUAGUACAAUUGAAAUCCACAUUUCCAGCGAGCUACGAGACUAUGAGGAUGUAGACGCUGAUGGAGAAUCCUUGGAGAACUCUUUGAGGGACUAGCUGGGGUCGACACCAAACCACCGCCCUCUGCUUGUUGUGGUGCGACACUGCUCUUUCAGUAACCUUCUUUUUUUGUGUUUCGAUUAUCUCCUCUGAGGCCUCUGCUGUUGCUCUGGCGAUUCUCCUAGAUAUUAACUGGUCACGAGAUUUCAUCAGUCGGUUUACGACAGAAUAAGUCUUGUUUUUUUUCUUCUCUAAGCUUUUUAAAAUCUGUCUGCAGUGCAGCGAAGUGUUACCUUACGGACCCGUCUACUGUACAGCAGCUGAACGGCCCCAAAGCCACAGCACAGUCUCAUUAAAACGGUCAACUGAACAAA
This is a messenger RNA of Scophthalmus maximus (turbot), 1838 nucleotides long. It is a transcript of the gene gpr143, whose product is annotated as G protein-coupled receptor 143. Gene Ontology annotation, cellular component: melanosome membrane; plasma membrane. Gene Ontology annotation, molecular function: L-DOPA receptor activity; L-tyrosine binding; L-DOPA binding. The transcript is spliced from 9 exons. The record is from RefSeq and is a predicted model, not a curated record. The coding region runs from base 271 to 1521 and encodes 416 amino acids. Gene Ontology annotation, biological process: G protein-coupled receptor signaling pathway; cell surface receptor signaling pathway; melanosome organization. Lineage: Eukaryota; Metazoa; Chordata; Actinopteri; Pleuronectiformes; Scophthalmidae.